AUGGCGGACAAAUACUCCAUUGGAACUCGUUCCGAGAGUGAGCGCCUAGUACGCGAGUGGGGUUUCCAACAUGUCUUUACUUGGUCGGAUGGGAGUAAUGCAUACUACUCUCCUCACACCCAUGGAGGUUUGACUACCCAUCUCAUCCGUCGUGGUUCAAUGACGGUGACCUAUCCGGAAGACAACGUCAAUGGCCAACAGGUGAGAGAGACCUUUGGUGUUGGCGCGCGAGUAGAUGUACCUGCAGGAAAGGUUCAUGAAGUGUGGAUUGGGGAUGAGGGGUGUGAAUAUGUGAUUGGAGAAUAA
Penicillium pulvis is the source of this 306-nucleotide messenger RNA. RefSeq lists its product as uncharacterized. The record is from RefSeq and is a predicted model, not a curated record. The transcript is spliced from 2 exons. Bases 1 to 306 code for a protein of 101 amino acids. NCBI's taxonomy places the organism in Eukaryota, Fungi, Ascomycota, Eurotiomycetes, Eurotiales, Aspergillaceae.